AUGCUUAGUGUUCUUGCAAAGCGCGCAUUCUACCAAUGUCAAACCUCGCCGUUCCUUCACUCGCUCAAAAGUCGAUUUGGUUGGAGUCGGAACGAACGAUAUCGACGACGAUUGGAAGAACUGAAAAGGAAAAUUGAGCAAAAAUCGACACAGGAAUUACCGUAUCAGAAAGAUUUAAUUCCAGUACGUCCACCCAAGGAUCUGUGGAAAGCAUGUGGAUUUACUGUUGGAUUGUUGAAAAAAAAAGAGUUUUGGGGACAGUUGAAACCGUUCUCGCCAUAA
Messenger RNA from Gongylonema pulchrum, 282 nucleotides. Lineage: Eukaryota; Metazoa; Nematoda; Chromadorea; Rhabditida; Gongylonematidae. The record is from the annotation of a GenBank genome assembly.